CCACGCCGAGCCGAAGGGACGAGGAAGUGGAGGCUCUGGCCGGCCCAGGUAGAGCUGCUCCCGGUGCUACCAUGAUUGAGCUGGUAGCGGAGCUGAGUCGGGGCCCCGUGUUUCUGGCCGGGGAAGCGCUGGAGUGCGUGGUGACUGUCACAAACCCGCUGUCUCCCACGGCCACCUCUGCAUCCAGUGAAGCGUUGGCCUGGGCCAGUGCCCAAAUACAUUGCCAGUUCCAUGCCAGUGAGAGCCGUGUGGCACUGCCCCCCCCAGACUCCAACCAACCAGAUGUCCAGCCUGAGAGCCAGACUGUGUUCUUGCCGCACCGAGGUGAGCGGGGUCAAUGCAUCCUAUCUACUCCUCCAAAGAUUCUGUUCUGUGACUUGAGGUUAGACCCUGGAGAGUCCAAAUCCUAUUCCUACAGUGAAGUGCUUCCUGUGGAAGGGCCGCCGUCUUUUCGGGGUCAAUCUGUCAAGUAUGUGUACAAGCUGACCAUUGGCUGCCAGCGGGUCAAUUGCCCCAUCACUUUGCUUAGGGUCCCACUAAGGGUGCUCGUGUUGACUGGCUUCCAAGAUGCCCUGUUCCCCCAGGAUGAGGCUGUGGCUCCCUCCAGCCCAUUCCUGGAAGAAGAAGAAGUAGGUAGAAAGGACUCACGACUAGCAGAGUUGGCAGGAGAGUUCCUCAUGGCUGCUACAUCCCGUCGAAGUUUGUAUCUAUACAAUAUCAGCGAUGGUCGCGGGAAAGUUGGGACCUUUGCAAUCUUCAAGUCCGUGUACAGACUUGGGGAGGACGUAAUAGGGACCCUGAACCUGGGGGAGGGGACUGUGGCCUGUUUGCAGUUCUCAGUGAGUCUACAGACAGAAGAGACUGUCCAGCCUGAGUACCAGCGGCGCCGGGGAGCAAGUGGGGCUCCAUCUGUGUCCCAUGUGACUCAUGCCCGACACCAGGAAUCCUGUCUACACACAACCAGAACUAGCUUCUCUCUUCCCAUUCCACUAAGCUCUACCCCAGGGUUCUGCACGGCCAUUGUGUCCUUGAAGUGGCGGCUACAUUUUGAGUUUGUGACAUCUCGGGAACCUGGCUUGGCACUGCUCCCUCCCAUGGAGCAGCCUGAGCCUGUGGUCUGGACAGGACCUGAACAAGUACCUGUGGACACCUUCAGCUGGGACCUCCCCAUCAAGGUGCUGCCCACGAGCCCCACUCUGGUCUCCUACGCUGCUCCAGGCCCCAGUGCCAGCAGUGUCACUAUCUGAUCUGACUCCAGUAACCCACUGUGCCACUGUUGUGCUUGGACACAGCAUGAAAGACAGACUCCUAUGUGGCCCUCUCCUUCCUUUCUGGGGCUGCGCGAGUCUGAGAAGGGACUGCAUGCCAGGCAUUUGGCUGUCCAUUAACUUAUUUAUUUAGAAUAAAUUCACAGCUGCUAGUGGUUUCCCUGGAGGUGGCAGCAGCCGCAGUGGGCAGGCAGGCAGCAAAGUGGAUGGUCAGUAGAACCUAACUGGGACGUGGUCCUGGGGCCCCAGAGUCAGGGGUAUUGGCUGAGCCCCAUUCAAGGUCAGGAGGGCCUCCCCUGCAGGGCAGGUGAGGGUCAGAUUUUUGCACCAGGGAGAUGUGGCAGGUCCCUUCCUCCCGUCGUACCUCACACCCCGCUGGGAAGUCGAUGGGAUGCUGGGACCUAGAUGAACAUCAUAGGUAAGGAAAUUACACACUCAGGUGCUCCUCUUCCUACCAGCCCUGCCUCCAGUCAAGCCAUUCUAUUCCAGAAGCCCUUGGUUUAAAGCAAGAAUAUGACUUGACUUUACCCUGAACAUUCUCCUAUUCUAUACUUACCUCCUCUUUCCGUCCCAAUACAACAUAAUCUUCCUUUUCUCCACACCUUGAUCCCUUUGGUCACAUCUCAUUAAUUCUAUGUCAUCCCUAGUCAUUUCCCUUCUCCCAACCCCUCCUUUCCCAUUCCCAGUCAGGCACAUCAUAGCAACCCAACAUUACUUACGUAUCACAGCAGCCUACACCAACAGGGUGUAGGCAGGUGCAGUGGAAACAGUCGCUUCGGAGCCAGGAUUCACCCAGGGUAAAAUAUUUCCCCUCAUAGUGACAGGGAGCUGAGGAGGAACGAGGAAAGUUAGCAGGUUGGCAUGCUUUAUGAGAAGAGCUUUGGUUUGGGGUGGGAGAAUUAUGCUAUUCUGUAAUUUUUAAUUGGGGGGGGGGCAGGAGAGGGGUGGGAAAGAAGGGAGAAAGGAGCAUCCUUCUAUAAAUAAGAAGUAUACUUGUGCUAAGGAUCGGGCUCAGAUCAUCUCCCCUCAGGCCCCCAGUUUCUUGUUUCCCUGCUCUCCCCUCUUCCAUCAUCUUUACCUUGAGCUUGGAAGUAGCAUUUGCUGUGAGCUCCUGGCAGUUGCAAGAGGAGUGAAAUCACCAAACAGAUGGUUCCCCAGCUUCUUGGGGUCCCCCUGGUCCUCCCAGCCCACUGCCUCAGUGCCAUUCCUGCAGGGCUAACUUUCACAGACUCUGCUUUACUUUCACUCACAACCUCUGUCUUGUCUCCUCUGUCUCCCCUCUUAGUCUGUCUCCCCUGGGCUCUUGUCUCGCACCAUUCUAUGCCCUCUGCUCUUGCAGGCAUGGGGAUGUUUAUAAAGUGAGGACCCUGGCCCCCUGCUGAGGAGAGCUGGAAAAGCUGUAACUUGGUGUUUCCUGGGGUGAGGGCAUGAAAACAAGAGGUCCAGCUUUAACAAGCUGUGAGAGCUGAUUCAUGUCCCAGCACAGCUUGGGAGGGGUGGGGGUUGGUGGACAUGGAAGGGGCACUGGACUGGGCACUUCCCCAGUAAAGAGAAGUGGGAGGGGUGGUGGACUGCUAGGUGGUCCCCAGAUCUUUUCCCUGACCUAGAGGGGAGGGAGCAUUUUUUCCUCUUUUCUUUUCCCUCCUUCCUCCAAAGUGGGAGGGUGUAGGAUAUUGGGAUUCCUGCCUGGACCGGAGGGAGGCAUUUCCUGGGGACGGUUAGUUCUGUGUCAAAGCCAAACCAAGGAGCUGCAGUGGGGCGCGACGGCCAGAGGCUCCAGGAAAGGGAACUAACAUUGCUUUUGCCACCUGGAGGGCAGAGAGGUCCCCCCAUAAUUGAGAUUGCUCCAGAGAUGGGGCUACCACCUUUAGGUAGCGCUUUCAUCUUUUUUACGUAUCGCUCUCACUUCUCUUCCCCCCUUUAUGAAGUCCUCCCCAAGUCUGUUAGAGAUAGACUUUCCCUUCACAGGUGGAAUCUUCACACACAGGCAAAGGCUCUCUUUUGUCCUGAGAUGAGUUUGAGGUUUUCCCUCUGAGGUAGGGAAUAUCUGUAACAUCCUAGAGGCGAAUUUCUCUCAUCCAGAUAUUCCAAAGAUGUCACUCUCCAUCCAUAAGCAAGCCUUCCUUCCAAGCGUUAGUGGGAGUUGUACUAAGCUAGUAUGGACAAAUGUAUUUGGUUGAGCAUGGAAAGAACAAGCCCUCUUCAUACCUCCUAGGCUGGGGUAGAAAUGGAAGGUCUUAGGAAAAAGGGAAGCAAAGCCUGGAGAUGUUCGUUACGCUGUUUUGCAUGUGCCUUAUAGAAGGUACAAGAGGAUAGGUAGUCACCAAAAAGACUGUUGCUAGAGUCUUGUAUGUUGGUUGGACCAUAUGUAAUGGGCACUGCUUAUGCUGGAGGUCCACAGUUCUUACCUUUAGAACAGAAGGGGUUUCAUAAUACUCCUUCCCUCUAUCUUGUAUCCCUACUGUGUCAUCCCUUUCUUCGUCCAUGUGCCAUCAUAGGAUUCCUUAAAGUAGUGGAGGCACUAUUGUGUAAGGUCAAGAGGACUGAAUUUGGAGGCAGAAGAUCUGACUUUGACUCUCAGCCUUGUUGCUAGCUGUGUGAACAUAGGCCCCUGUGGACCUCAGUUCCUAAGAUUGUGGAAGGAGGGCAGAUGGUUCUGUAAGGUCCCAGCAUUGACAUGAUUCUGUGCUACCACCAUUAAAUUUAUAUUCUGGA
Molecule: messenger RNA, 3983 nt
Organism: Trichosurus vulpecula (common brushtail)
Lineage: Eukaryota; Metazoa; Chordata; Mammalia; Diprotodontia; Phalangeridae
Gene: RGP1
Product: RGP1 homolog, RAB6A GEF complex partner 1
Exons: 9
Coding region: 72-1247 (391 amino acids)
Biological process (GO): retrograde transport, endosome to Golgi
Cellular component (GO): Golgi membrane; Ric1-Rgp1 guanyl-nucleotide exchange factor complex
Source: RefSeq, a predicted model, not a curated record